Zerene cesonia (dogface butterfly) is the source of this 4638-nucleotide messenger RNA. Its product is annotated as Down syndrome cell adhesion molecule-like protein Dscam2. The transcript has 32 exons. Bases 161 to 4537 code for a protein of 1458 amino acids. Gene Ontology annotation, molecular function: protein binding. Lineage: Eukaryota; Metazoa; Arthropoda; Insecta; Lepidoptera; Pieridae. Gene Ontology annotation, biological process: axon guidance; cell-cell adhesion. The record is from RefSeq and is a predicted model, not a curated record. Gene Ontology annotation, cellular component: axon; plasma membrane.
GUGCACGUGCCCUUGUUGCAAAAUAGCGGGAAAAUCGCAAUGGAAAUACGCAACUUUCGCAUAUUUAUUAACUCUAGAUAUAACUAAAAUGUGUUCGAACUUUACUAACAGAAUGAUGGAUUUAUGGAGUGAUUUUUGUAUUUUUUAAGUUGUAUUAAAAAUGUUGAAAAUGAAUGGAAAAAUAUCGUCGUUUUUGUUUAUUAUACAAAUCAUUGGUAUAGCAACAUCGAAUUUUGGAAAACGAGAAAUUUUGAACGAAACAAAAAGAUCGAUCUCUGUGAGAUCAAUAUCCAGUUUUAACAAGAAUUAUUACAGCGAAUCCAAUGUUACGCUGGAAAACGUGAAAUAUGAUUCGCGAAAUGUGUUCAGUCGAUAUAAGAGAAACGUACCGAUGAUGCUGUCACAAUAUUUUAGAGAAACCACAGUCACCGCAGGUGUCGAUGUGAAUUUACAAUGUGUAGUCAACGGCCCCCACCCAGCGAGGUUUAUUUGGGAGAGGGAUGGUAUUGUUAUAUCCUCGAAUACGGAUUCAAGAUACGCGAUCGGUCAAACGAUGACUCCGGAUGGUGGAGUAGUUACCCAGUUGAAUAUAUCUCACAUAAGAGUGGACGAUGGCGGUCGGUACGCAUGUGUAGCCCACCAUGGCGAGUCGGUUAUAAGUCAUGAAGACAGGAUCAAUGUUUAUGGUCCACCCUAUAUACGAACCUUACCUCCCAUCAAGGUACAAAGUGGGCAAACCGUGACUUUGAAAUGCCCAUACUAUGGAUAUCCUAUCAGAGAAAUCACGUGGGAAUACAGGGGUAAAGAGAUAACAUCGGAGCAGAAUCGCUACAAGCGAUCCGACAAAACCGAACUGAGCAUAGAAAUAUACGGUCGUAAGCCGAAAUUAAGAAAGCGCGAUGUAUCAAACACUGACGGGGUUUUAGUAAUAAAUAAAAUUAGCAAGGCGGAAAACGGAGCGUCGUACGCGUGUAUAGUUAGAAGUCCUUCUGGUGAAAUGGCCAAGCGUUCGUUUGAUCUGCAAGUCGUGGAGGCUCCUCAAUUGGAAGAUAUACUGCUGGCUCCUGAUCUGCAGGAAGGUCAAAUUGUACAGAUACAUUGCAAUUUGAAAAGCGGCGACUCGCCUGUGUAUUACUCGUGGUUGAAAGAUGGCAAGAAGAUACCGUCGCACUUGAAGAUAGUCGAGAGGAGUCUAGAAGUGUUCAGCGUGUUGAUAAUAAAGAAUGUAUCAUUAGACCACUGCGGCACCUACACCUGCGUGGCAGCGAACCAUGUUGCGAAGGUCAACAGGACCGUCAAUUUGUAUAUAAAAGUUGCACCAAAAUGGAGCGAAGAGCCACAGAACACGUCGCUCCUGCUGGGCCGGAAUGGUCACGUGUCUUGCAAGGCUAAUGGAUAUCCGCAACCACAGACACAUUGGUUGAAGAAAGAUGUGGUAUCAGAUACAUGGAGACCAGUGCUAGAAGUGGCUGGCGGUGGGGUCCUCAGUUUGUCCAAUGGAUCCCUGAUUUUCGACUCUGUUUCACUGUCGGAUGCUGGUUUAUACACUUGCCACGUGGAGAACGGUGUGGGUGAAGCGCUGAGCAAAACUGUAUGGAUUUCUGUUAAUAAACCAAUCACGUUUGACGUGUCAUCAAGAAACAUAACGGCUAAAUUGGGCCAGCAAGUGACGGUGGAGUGCGUGGCGAAAGGAGACGAUCCUAUUCGCGUGAUGUGGACGAGAAAUGGGAAACCAAUCAAUCCACUAACACAGAGGGUGAAGAUAUCAGAAAUGAAAACAGAAGAUGGCAUGACUAGUGUGCUGGAGCUGCUGCAGACUGAAGUCAGCGAUGGGGCCCUCUAUCAGUGCAAAGCUGGUAAUCCUUUUGGAGCUGAUGUGUAUACCGUGUACCUUACUAUACUUGAACCGCCUCUUCCUCCCAACGAUCUGUCAGUGGAUUCAGUGAAGAGUCGCUCAGUAAAGCUGUCCUGGUUGGACAGCGCGCGCUCCCUCGCCCAGUACUACACCUUGCAGAUAACCAGCACUCAAAGAUUAUCCUGGAACACUGCUAGGAGUGUUAAUGUGACGAGAUCGGAUGAUAUCCGCCACACAAUUGAGAUAGAGCAACUGCAAGCAGCGACGGGCUACUCAGCUAGAGUAGCCGGCGGGAACCAGGCCGACCUCAGCCCGUACAGCGCACCUGUAAGAUUCACUACAGCUGAAGAAGCUCCUUCUUCACCGCCAAUUGGAGUUCAGCUGGAACAAACCUCAUCACCUGGCGAACUCCUCGCUAGAUGGCUCCCUCCCCCAACCGAUACUCACAAUGGAUUGAUACUGGGAUAUAGGAUACGGGCAGUUCCACAGUUGAUUGGAAUGAAAGAAUCUCCAGAGAGCGGUGACAAAAUAAUCAAAACAACGUCCGUUUAUUCUAAACAAGAAACAAUAAUCACUGGUCUGCUGAAAGGAGUAAGGUACGCGAUAUCAGUAGCAGCUUUCAAUAGCGCUGGAAAUGGACCCUUUUCGAUUCCUCUAUUUGAAGAUACAAGGGAGGGAGCUCCCGAAGAAGGUCCGACAUCAGUAGAAUGUGGGGGGGUGACGUCAACAGCGCUGCGCGUGAGUUGGCAGCCAAUACCCCACCACAAACAGGCCGGCUCUCUCGUUGGUUACACCGUGCUGUAUGCUGCACAGGGUCGUCAAUGGCUCAACGCCAGCACACCAGUCACAGAAGUGCGCUUGCAAGGGCUGAAUAAGUAUACAAAUUACACAGUUAAAGUAGCUGGAUUUUCCAAUUACGGCGUUGGACCGUACUCAUUUCCUAUCGUGUGUUCCACUUUGCAGGAUGUACCAGAAGCGCCAGCAGAAAUCAAACUUCUUUCUCAAUCAUCAACAACACUGCUAGUCAGUUGGAAGCGACCGAAACAACCAAACGGGAAGUUGCUCCAUUAUACCGUUUAUUGCAAAUCCAGCGCAAGCAACGACGGACCCGAAUCUCAAAGAGUGGACGCGCAAGAGUCAACAUAUGAAGAGACUCAAGCCCUCGAACUGAAGGGACUUCAAGAGGGCAAGCAAUACGAUGUAUGGGUGACAGCCAGCACUGUUAUAGGCGAAGGGCCAGAAAGCAGAAGAGUUACUGAUGCUCCUCAGCAAAGAGUCGUAGCCGGUGUGGCAUCGCUCGGUGGUGAGGUGGUGGUACCAGUGCGAGGCUCGCUGGUGCUCUCGUGUCGGAGCGUGGGGGUGCCACCGCCGCGCACCGUGUGGUACCACAACCAUUAUAUCAUCACCCACCAUCCGAGAUAUACGAGGAAUAAGGACGACAGCUUACUUAUAAAAAACAUCGACCAAUCGCUUGGAGGAAACUACACCUGUUUAGCGAAAAACCUGUACGGUUCUGACUCAGUAGUGUACAGUAUAAAAGUCCUCCCCCUCCCCGACGCUCCGAGCUUGCGCGCCACUCCGUUUAAGGACUCCACACUCAUUGAGUGGGAUGAGUUAAAGACCAGUAACGAUACAUUGACUUAUGGGAUCAGCUACAACCUAACCUGGCGUGAAGGGGACGGUCCCUGGCAAGAAGCGUGGCCCAUGGCCCGGGAGAACCGCCUGCCCGGGGUGCAACAGCACACUCUCGCGGGGCUGAAGUGUGGGACCAAGUAUUCCGUGCGGGUCACCGCCACUGACAACGUGGGCACAUCUGCGCCUGCGCACGUUGAUGUUACUACUCUCGGUGGAGCACCCGUAUCCCCUCCCACCACUGACUGGUUGUGGAGCAACUCGUCCCACAUCUACAUACAACUCAGUGGGUGGGACGACGGCGGGUGUGACGUCACCAAGUGGGAUGUCGACUACAGACCGCUGGGCUCCAACAUGUGGCACAGAGCUGAUAAUAGAGCCAUCGUGGAUAUGAAUCUCCACUGGGGCUACGACUACUCGCUCCGGUCGGCGCCCGCCAACUACGCGGUGGGGUCGCUCGCGCCCGCCACGUGGUACCAGCUGCGUGUGACAGCCACUAAUGACGCUGGGUUCGCUACCACGCUGUACACGUAUGCUACCAAGGGCUUGGAUGGUGAGGAAAUCGGUCCGCCAUCAGACUUCCUGGAUCUCAACAUGUUGGUGAUAAUAUGCAGCUCCGUUCUUCUGGUUAUGUGUUUGCUGGCAUUCAUCUGUAUACUGUUUAAAAGACACAGGCAAACAUACUCUUCCCAAUAUCACCAUUCGAUCGCGGACGAAGCGAAGUCCCGCAACGAAAGCGUGGCGUCACAUUCCGAACAUAAAGAGAGAUACGCACACACACCCAGGAUUUAUACCUCGCCCGUUCAUCCGAGGAAACCUAGCAAAAAUGAAAUGUUCGAGAUAAGUCCUUACGCCGAAUUCGCUCUUGGAUUCCGUACAUUUGAUCACGUGGAAAACCAAGAUCUGCCUAGCAGACUCCCUGGAAGACCUAGGUUUGAUACUGAAACAAGUUUUCAGACACGUUCGGAAUCUGAUGACAGCGACAGUACUUCGAAAGCAACUGUAUCUGCCAUGUCUAGACGUCACUGCCGUACUCCACAUCACAGAUAAUAAAAUAAAUUAAAAAAUAUAUUAUAUACUGUUUUAUUAAAAUAUACCAUAUCAUAAGAAACUAAAGUUAAUAUAACAUUUAUAUUUAAUUUUAAGUCGAU